This is a messenger RNA of Rubroshorea leprosula, 2092 nucleotides long. Lineage: Eukaryota; Viridiplantae; Streptophyta; Magnoliopsida; Malvales; Dipterocarpaceae. The record is from the annotation of a GenBank genome assembly.
CAUCUCCCCUUGGAUCAUCGUUGAUCUGCCACCGUCUGAUGUAACUCCGACAUGGCGGCGACCACCACCAAAGCCAAAUUCUUCCGCCAAGCUGACCUAACAAGCAGUGGGCGGCCUGUCCUUCUCCCCAGUGAAGUUGAAUGCCAACUACUCACGUCCGUCGACCUCGAACCGGAAGAGGACCGGUCUCAUCUAUUCUCGGCUUUGAAAUCUGGCGUUCUUAUCCUGACUACCCACCGUCUUAUCUGGCUUCCCCCCUCUGCCUCCGCUACUGCAGCAUAUGCAAUCCCUCUGGCCGCCAUCUCCCACAUAUUCUCCCCAAAGAAAUCAAUCAAGUCUAUGUUCCACUCUCCCAGGAUUCGUUUCCAGGUCCUCACGGAUACAGACGGACAGGUUUUUGAUCUGGGUUCGAGUUCAGGGUCCAGCUCGGUGGUGGUGACAGCGGUGAUCAGGGGGAAAGGGGACUCUGAUGGAUUUUUGGGUAAGUUUUCGGAAUGUUGGAAGGGGAGGGAGUGGGAGACUGCUGUGAGUUCGGACUCCAAUAGGGGAUCUGGCUCGAGCACAGGUGGAGGGUUGUAUGGAAGUGAUGGAGCGGUGAGGAUGGUGGGGGUAGCAGGAAUUUUGCGGAAGGAGCAGGAAAUGUGGGAGAGUACAGAUAAGAGCUUGCAGGAGGCGUUCCAGGACUUGAAUGCACUAAUGAGUAAGGCGAAAGAGAUGGUGAUGCUAGCUGAAAAAAUGAGGCAAAAGCUUUUGUCUGGAACAAAUACCAGUGCAGCAAAUGAUGAGGAAAUGGGUUCCAAAGAAGAGAUGCAGGAUUGGUUGUUGAGUGUUGGUAUAAUAUCCCCAGUUACAAAAGAGACUGCUGGUGCCCUGUAUCACCAACAACUAUCCCGCCAGUUGGCAGAUUUUAUCAGAAUUCCACUAGAGAAAGCUGGUGGAAUGAUCAAUCUUAUUGAUGUAUAUUGUCUCUUCAAUCGUGCUCGAGGAACAGAAUUGAUCUCACCAGAGGAUUUGUUGCAAGCUUGUUCUCUUUGGGAGAAGUUUGAUGUUCCUGUAAUGCUUCGGAAAUUUGAUAGUGGAGUCAUGGUCAUACAAAACAAGUCUCACAGUGAUGAAGAGGUUUUUGCUAGGAUCAUAGCCCUUGUGUCUAAGCCAGAAGCUCUUCGAAAUGGAAUAAGUGCAAGUGAUGCUGCAAGGACCCUAGAAAUUGCUCCAGCAAUGGCCAAGGAGCAUCUUCUAACUGCCGAGAGCAAAGGUUUGCUAUGUAGAGAUAUAAGCCCUGAUGGCUUCCGCUUUUAUAUCAACCUCUUUCCUGAAAUCGAUCCAAGUGAUGUCUACUUGAUAAAGGAUUACGGGAUAUACAGUACAUGGAUAAAGGCAAUAUCUACAUGCCAUGGAGCUGAGGUUUCCAGAACCAGCUGAUGUUCCACCAUCUGUCCUCAUUGAUUUUUAGGUUGGGAUAAGAUGUGAAGGGCACAUAGCCUUCUUAACCAUGCUCAUGUACAGAAUCUCAUGUUCUGUAUCAACCAUUACAAAAUUUCUGGACAUGAACCAUAUGGUGCUGCUUCUCUCACCUGUAAAAGUCGGAUGGCUUACCAUUCAAAGAAAAUCAGGCAAGGUGACUGAGACAGAACAAUUACAUUUUUAUUUGUGCUUCAUGCCUUUGACAGAGAUUGUAAUUUAUUUUGUUGCCAAAAAAAAAAAGGGGGAUGAAUUCGCAGCAAUUCAGUGAUUUGUGAUGCAUAAAAAAAUCUUGAACAGAAACAAGUCAUUGAAAAUAAAGUGAUAUGAAUGUGCAACCGUGUAAAAUGAUGGAUAUAUGUUGCAGUCUUGAAAGAGCAUGGAGAAAAGGGUAGAUGGAAAACCACAGAAGCAGUAGAAAUGGUUGACGUAGGAAGGGAUCAGCACUGUUAAGAAAUUACAGAAACACAAAGCAGAGAGACUGAAGAUACCAUUCCCAGCCAACCAUCUCUACUGCCUCCGGAAGAUCACUCCCAUUUCGACUCAGCUAAAACAAUACAAAAAUGCCUAAUGCUUUUUGAUAGGGCUUUUGCUAGAGUUCCUCUUAUAUGGCAGCCCUGAGGUACCUCCA